Messenger RNA from Nymphaea colorata (pocket water lily), 1680 nucleotides. RefSeq lists its product as uncharacterized. The record is from RefSeq and is a predicted model, not a curated record. The coding region runs from base 389 to 1369 and encodes 326 amino acids. Gene Ontology annotation, biological process: mRNA catabolic process; negative regulation of translation. The transcript is spliced from 9 exons. Gene Ontology annotation, cellular component: P-body; CCR4-NOT core complex; CCR4-NOT complex. NCBI's taxonomy places the organism in Eukaryota, Viridiplantae, Streptophyta, Magnoliopsida, Nymphaeales, Nymphaeaceae.
GAAAAAGAUUUGUCGAGGUCUUUGGUCGACGAGGUUAUCCGACCAUUACCUUGAUUAGCCGUUCUUUUACUGUUGCAAAUUCAGGAAAUCUUCGAUUCAUCCACGACGUCGAGUUCCUAUGCAUUUAAGGCAAGAUCAUCAAUGCGAAAUCUCCUCUUUCGGUUUUCAAAUGGCAAGAAGAACUCUUGAAGCACGCAUUCCCACAGUCCCGAUUCUCAGGCAAGCGUUGGUAGGCGGUGGGGCGGAGAACGCAGGAAAUCCGGUGCCUUUGGCGCCUCUUUGAGCUCUAAAUUUGGGCUCCGAAGCCGAUAAGCGACACUUCUUUCCCCCUUCUGUUCCCUUUUAUAGGCCCUUCUCCUGUGCUGGUGGUAUCCGUAGUGUGUUUUAAAUGGCGAGUCUUCCGCAGCCGUUAGGCCUCAACACCCCCUUCGCCGCCAACCCCGCCCCUUCUGCAGGUGUUGCCCCCUCUGCUCAGGCAACCAAGGAUCGCAAGAUGGCCUCAGCCGAGCAGCUCGUUCUUGAGCUUAGCAACCCUGACACAAGGGAAAACGCGCUGCUUGAUCUUUCUAAGAAAAGAGAGCUAUUUCAGGAUUUGGCUCCAAUGCUGUGGCAUUCAUUUGGAACAAUUGCGGCAUUGCUGCAGGAAAUAGUUUCCAUUUAUCCUGUGCUUUCACCACCAAAUCUUACUCCUAGUGCGUCAAACAGAGUUUGCAAUGCACUUGCUCUGUUACAGUGUGUAGCUUCACAUCCGGAUACCAGGACACUUUUCCUCAAUGCCCACAUACCAUUGUAUCUGUAUCCAUUUUUGAAUACGACAAGCAAGACACGACCAUUUGAGUACUUGAGACUUACCAGCCUGGGAGUAAUUGGUGCACUAGUGAAGGUGGAUGACACUGAUGUUAUUAAUUUUCUGCUUUCAACGGAAAUAAUUCCUCUCUGCCUGCGCACAAUGGAAAUGGGUAGUGAACUCUCGAAGACGGUGGCUACGUUCAUUGUCCAAAAGAUUUUGGUGGACGACGUUGGCUUGGCAUAUAUCUGUGCUACUGCAGAGCGGUUUUUUGCUGUUGGCCGUGUUCUGGGUACCAUGGUUGCUUCACUAACUGAACAGCCUUCAUUGCGACUAUUGAAGCAUAUAAUUCGCUGUUAUCUUAGACUUUCUGACAAUCCUAGGGCUUGUGAAGCAUUAAAGAAUUGCCUUCCUGAUAUAUUGAGGGAUAUGACUUUUCUAAAUUGCCUUAGGGAUGAUCCACUCACACGGCGAUGGCUCACUCAGCUGCUGCACAAUGUGAAUAAUGCUGGAAAUGUCAACAACAUGCCACGAGGCCCCACUAUGGUGCCUGGACCUAUGGACCAUUUCAUUACAGGAUGAGGAACAACCGUCUAUUCUGCUGCAUAAUAACAUCGAGAGAGCACGUUUUCUGAUAUCACACAUUGUUUUAUCCCACAAUCAGUUCUAGGAGUACUUAUGUGUUGUCCCUCUUGUCCAUGUAUUAUUAUCUAUGGAUGUUCACAAAUAUGUAUUUUUCUUUUUUUCCUUGGACGUGAAUGGUCUUGUCACACCAGUCCACUCGCCAAAAAUCAGGUGCAGAUAGAAGCCUUAUUGUUCUCCUUUCUUUUUCACUUGAAAGGCAGAUGUUCCUCCAUAAUUAAUGAAAACUAAUACAGUGUCGAUUCUUGGUA